This is a messenger RNA of Stegastes partitus (bicolor damselfish), 4267 nucleotides long. RefSeq names its product ras-related protein Rab-39B. Lineage: Eukaryota; Metazoa; Chordata; Actinopteri; Pomacentridae. Bases 23 to 664 code for a protein of 213 amino acids. Gene Ontology annotation, biological process: Rab protein signal transduction. Gene Ontology annotation, molecular function: GTP binding; GTPase activity. The transcript is spliced from 3 exons. The record is from RefSeq and is a predicted model, not a curated record.
CAGACGGGCAGAAGGCCAAGUCAUGGAGGCGAUAUGGCUCUAUCAGUUCCGGCUGAUCGUCAUCGGGGACUCCACCGUGGGCAAGUCCUGCCUGAUCCGGCGGUUCACGGAGGGCCGCUUCGCCCAGGUGUCCGACCCCACCGUCGGCGUGGACUUCUUCUCCCGGCUGGUGGAGAUCGAGCCGGGGAAGCGCAUCAAGCUGCAGAUCUGGGACACGGCGGGGCAGGAGCGCUUCAGGUCCAUUACCAGGGCUUAUUACCGUAACUCUGUGGGCGGGCUCCUCCUCUUCGACAUCACCAACCGCCGCUCCUUCCAGAACGUCCACGAUUGGCUGGAGGAGGCUCGCAGCCACGUCCAGCCACACAGCAUCGUCUUCCUAUUGGUGGGCCACAAGUGCGACCUGGAGGCACAGCGUCAGGUGACCCGUCAAGAGGCAGAGAAGCUGGCGGGGGCGUACGGGAUGCGCUACGUCGAGACGUCGGCCCGCGAUGCCAUCAACGUGGAGCACGCCUUCACCGAGCUGACCAGAGACAUCUUCGCCUUGGUGCGUUCUGGCGACAUCACAAUCCAGGAGGGCUGGGAGGGCGUGAAGAGCGGGUUUGUGCCCAACGUGGUCCACUCGUCGGAGGAGGUGACCAAGAGUGACCGCCGCUGUCUCUGUUGAUCUGGGAAGAGUUCUGAACGACGGGACUGAAGGUUUUAAAGGAAGCGAAGGAUUCAGAGGGGAGCGGCUGACGGACUGAGGCGUCGGCCCUCUGACUGAAACUGCUGGUGACCCUCUGUUGUUCUUUUUUCAGACUGGAUACAGAAUGGGAUGUUGGAGGAAUUUCAAUGAAAAAGGCAGGGAGAAGGUGGAGAAGAACACCUUGGACGUGGGCGGAUGGCUGAAAGGGUUGUGCCCAUUUCUGAGGGGAAGGAUCACAGAUGUUCCUCUGGGGGUUCCCAUGAUUGAAUUCCUUUAGGUUUUUCUCCUGAAAGUCCCUCCCUGAAAGUCUUACAAAGGCCUUAGAAAGAGGAUCCAUUUUGGUUCUUUGUCAAAACCCGCUCUUGACCUGUUUCCUCUUCCUUUCUCCCAUCAUGUCCUCCGUCACCUCUUCCUCCACCAACCCUCUCCUCUCAAUAUGCAAUUACAUGAUCACAUAGAAAGCGAUCACUUUUACGUUGGCGUCCAACAUCCUCCCAGAAGAAUUCAUUCUAAAAAGUCAGCACACUUAGAUUAAACCUUCCUCGUUAGAGUCUAUUGUGCUGACGUCUUGCUCCACAUUCCACCAUCAGGGCUCAAUGGAGGAGUCCUGGAGGUCCUAAAUAUAACGUUGGAAGAACAGUUUCUGUGUCCACCUUAUUUCUCUUUGGAGCAAUUUAGGCCUCCAGUGAGCUCAAUGACAUUGACCACAUGGUAACAUCCACUACCAUUCUGCUAAAUAACGCACUAUAACAAAACACCAUCACCAAUCCAGUUCACCUAAAGCAGGAAGAGACAACGUGUACAGCUUAACUGACCAAGGCGACGUAGUGUAAGAACUCUUAAUUUUCUGCCUUCCACUGGACACCCGUUAAGGUGGAUUAAUAGGAAUGUCAGAGCCUGAAAGCACCUUAAUAGCCAAGUCCUUCUUAACUGCGGAGCCUCAUUUGGGACAUUUGAAGAGUGCAAAUAAGCAAACUGGGGAUUUCUCGAAGGCAAAACAAACACAGAGGGAAACUUGAUGAACAGACUUCACAAAAGAACCACAUUACUCACAGUGCACGCAUAGGACAGUCAGAACUCUUGCCCAUUACAACCACGUGAAGAAGGUCCAAUUGGCAACCCAGUCAACCCAACACAGAUACAGGCGCAGGGGACUCAACAAGGUUACGUUUUGUUCAGAGCGAGUAGUUUACAUGCCUUUUUUAAUAUGUGUGCAAGUGUCAUAUCACAUCAAACUUUUAUUUUUUGAUGUUUUUAUGCUACAGGUGGCUGUAACCACCAUGAUUACUUGAGUCUAACUGUGUAAGGCGGCCAUGAAAGCGGACAUGCAGGUCAAAACUGGUUUAAAUUUGGUUGAGGUAACGUAAUUUCAUUGGCAAUAUUUCAAGAGAAAAAGUGAAAAUAUAGCGAUUAUAAUGCUGGUGAAAUGUGUUCUUAUGUAGCCUAGAUGUAAAACCCCCAAUUUUCAACCAUAUAUCGCCCAACUGGUGCAGAUAUCGUUACCUACUAGAACACUGGACCGAUUAAACUACAGAUUUCUGCAUGACACUUUAUUUAUUUUUCUUGUGGAGAGCUUAACGAGGAGACAGAUGCCGCUCUCAUGUCUGUACAGUAAAUAUGGAGCUACUGCCACAAAGCCGGCUGUGUGUCCACCCAUCAGUCUUUAUGCUAAGCUAAGCUAAGCUAAGCUAACUAGCUGUAGCCUCAUGGAUCUGCAUUCUCAUCCUAAAUGUCCUGUUGCUUUAUACUUUUCUCAUUAUUAAUUCAGGCAGUUGCUGGUCCUCCUCUAAAUGCCAGAAUAACACAACUAAGACAGUGAAAGAUCAAGAAACAUCAGAACUUGGCAGAUGACUCGUUUGCCGUUUGUGUAACACCAGUAAAUAACUACAUAUUCUCAUGAAAUAAACACUGGACCAAAUGUCAUAAUCUGCUCACCCUGACCGAUGUAUUUGGCUGUACGUGCUACAAAUGAAUAAAUAAUUGUCAUUUAAACGUGGAGCAGAAUCAGGAGGAGACCCAUAGCAUUGUUAGGAAUUAAAUGUACCUUAAAGUACACGUGCAACUACUUAUCUAUACAUUUUAUUCUGCAGAACUCCCUUUCUGUGUUUUCUCCUCCCUCUUAAUAUGAAGACUUUCUUUCGUCUGACUGGGAUACUGCUGUAGAUGUAGGAAGGAUAGCAAGAUUUUAUCCUUAUCAUUCCCACUACGGUUACUGAUCACGGCACAGACUAUUUAUGUUUUAGAUUAUUAAACGUUACAGUCCUCUGUAGGCUGCUGAGGAUACUGCUUCAUUUUCACACACUGUAUGCCUUCUUUUUCUGUGUUUCCAAAGACCUUUUUGUGUGUGUGUGUCGUUCUGUUUUCUACAUGAAUGUAUCAGUGAGGGAGUCGAUGAGGAUUUUACGCUACGAGUUGAAGUGUGUGAAUGAGAAAGCAAAAGGGUGAUCUACACGGCUCGAGUGGAAAUGAUUCUCGUUAUAAUGCUCCAUUUCCACAGCUAUACACACUGCAUUAAUCCUUAUUGAAGUGAGUGAAACGCUGUUGCCAGACAGAAAAGAUCGAUCUUCAAAAGUCCUUCCAGGAAUAAAAAAAAAAAAAACAACAAAGCAGCCUGAGCUCUCCCUGACGCCCUUGUGUUUUUGAAAUCUGACAAUAUGUUUUAUCCCACGACCGCUUUAAAAUCUGUUUUCCUUCCACUGCUUUGCUGUAUCAUGACUAACACUCUCUGCUGAGCGUUCCCCAGUGGACGCCGCCGCGGAGCUCAGAAGGUGUGUGUGGGUGACUGUGGUUGAAAUCUGCUGUGGGUUGCAGCGCCCCCCGAUGGGCCGCCGAGCCUCUCUCACCAGAUGUCACACAGCUGGUAGACCUGCACAGCUGUACAGCACUCUGGUUUAUAUUACCUCUACUCUGAAAUACUGUCUUAAAGCAUGAAGCGCAUUGGGAAAGGUACUUGCUCUCUAGCCGAGGGUUGGAUGAGAAGCUCGGUACCACGCUCACACACACAGCAGCCUGUUAGCUUAGCUUAGCAUACAGUCUGGAAACAGGGAUCCAGAACACCGAAUAAAGCUCAAUAAUCCACACUUAUCUUGGCUAGUUGUUUUUAUUAAUUUCUAGUCUUCAUGCUAAGCUGAAGUGUUUCCCAUUAGGCUGCUCCGGUCUAAUUUGCUCUGCCCCAUUUUUAAAACAGAACAAACGUCUACUAAGUCUAAAUAUUCAUAAACUACAGAUUUGGGGAAACGUGUCAUCUCGGAUAAGAUUGUUUUAAGCAGCACUUGCCUUAAAUAUUAUGACACUGUCUGAUAGUUUCCACAUUUUGCUGUAACAUUUUUUUGUAGAUGCACAAAGACGGCCAUGAACGUCACAAAUAUGUGGUUCGUUUUAGUUUUACCAUUUUCUAGUCCGCUAGGAAAACACAUUCCACACAAGUGUAGUAAAUCUAUUUCACUUCAUCGCGUAUUUAAGGAAGCGCUGCAGGUUUGGUAUUGAUCGUCUCAUCUAACUCUUUGCAAGACAGCGAAUUUUCCAAAAUGUCAAACUGUUACUUUAAGUAGCUCCAAUAAACUACAUCUAAAAUAUCAUGAA